Neomonachus schauinslandi (Hawaiian monk seal) is the source of this 507-nucleotide messenger RNA. RefSeq names its product ST8 alpha-N-acetyl-neuraminide alpha-2,8-sialyltransferase 4 (gene ST8SIA4). Gene Ontology annotation, biological process: oligosaccharide metabolic process; N-glycan processing. The transcript has 3 exons. Lineage: Eukaryota; Metazoa; Chordata; Mammalia; Carnivora; Phocidae. The record is from RefSeq and is a predicted model, not a curated record. Gene Ontology annotation, molecular function: alpha-N-acetylneuraminate alpha-2,8-sialyltransferase activity. The coding region runs from base 1 to 507 and encodes 168 amino acids.
AUGCGCUCCAUUAGGAAGAGGUGGACGAUCUGCACGAUAAGUCUGCUCCUGAUCUUUUAUAAGACAAAAGAAAUAGCAAGAACUGAGGAGCACCAGGAGACGCAACUCAUCGGAGAUGGUGAACUGUGUUUGAGUCGAUCCCUUGUCAAUAGUUCUGAUAAAAUCAUUCGAAAGGCUGGCUCUUCAAUCUUCCAGCACUCUGUAGAAGGUUGGAAAAUCAAUUCCUCUUUGGUCCUGGAAAUAAGGAAGAACAUUCUUCGUUUCCUAGAUGCAGAAAGAGAUGUCUCAGUGGUCAAGAGCAGUUUUAAGCCUGGUGAUGUCAUACACUAUGUGCUAGACAGGCGUCGGACACUAAAUAUUUCUCAGGAUCUCCACAGCCUCCUACCUGAAGUUUCACCAAUGAAAAAUCGCAGAUUUAAGACCUGUGCAGUUGUUGGAAAUUCUGGCAUUCUGCUAGAUAGUGAAUGUGGAAAGGAGAUUGACAGUCACAAUUUUGUAAUAAGGUGA